CACGCGCGGGUUGAUGUUUCGUCUCUCACUAAGUUACUGCUAUCCUCCCAAGUGUAAAAAACUCGGCGUAAUCUCAAUCUCGUAUAUGCACCUGUUUGCCGUAUUUCUAACUUUCCAACUGCUGAGCGGCGACUAUGCACGUGGCGAUGGGAAACAUGGUCGAGCCAAUACACUCGCCUACAUACUCGUGGAUAACGCUCACUCGGCCGAGGCGCUCGAAAUCGUGAGCGACAACGUCGACGGCAGCGGAAAGCGAAACGACUCGACAGAACGGCGGAGAUUGAAAGUGGUCAACGCGCAGACAAGAGAUGACGCUUGUCGUGUCGUCGGUCGACACCCGGUCGUACACUUGACGCGACUGUGUCUGCCGUCUCAUGCUGCUCACGAUCGCAUACCGAUCGUGUCUACCCCGUGUGAACGGAAGAUGAACUUUCAGUGUUCACAUUCACACUCCCACUUGAGUUUCGCUUCAGGUGACGGCCUGGAUGCAGCUGUCGUUGCGGCCGUCGCCAGAAGUCGCAACUGGACGUCGACAGUGUAUGUUGGAGAUUCCAACGAAGAUACUUCGUUUGUCGAUCGACUUAUGCAUUUGAAUUCGCCGUUUCGUAUUUCCGAGUUUGUUUUCGUGAAGAAGGAGACGGAUGUCGAGAUUGUUUAUGCUGGGAUUGUCGAGAGUGGUGGAGAUUUCGUGCUGGUUCAUUGUCACACUCUCGCGUGUUAUCGAGUGGCGAAGAAGUUGUUUCGUAUGCGGGAUGAAAGAGAAAAUGGAGACUUGCGGCGACCGUGGCUUAUGACUGGAUAUUUAUCGGACCAGACUCGAGCUGCUUCUUCUAUUGUUUCUCGCACAACAUACGGGUUCCAGAAAGCUAUCCCUAACACUCCAGAUGUUACCCAACUUCUUCACACGGUACCAUCACUCCAGUUGUCCCAACCUCUGCCUACUAAUUUCCAGCAACAACUGCAAGUGCUUGACUUCCAUGACUCACUACUGGCUCUCUUUCACAUCCUAGAAAACAAGAACAAGCGCAAUCUCACUACACCAGAGUCUUUGCGUCAUACAGUCAACAAGCACAAUCUGCGUGGCAUUGGUGGGCCAAUCGAAUUCGAUAUUUACUCAGAGAGAACGUUCCCUUUCAUCUACAAUAUCUUGGACAUCAGUCCCUUUCGCACCACUACAGUUGGAGUUUAUGACGUCACUACCGGUUGGAUGCGUGAAAUGUCGCCUGUGAGUGUCGAGAGCAGCAGAAAACUCAAUCGUCGUUAUCGAUCAGCGGCAAAGCAAUGUACUCCAGCAAACGGCGUAUUUAGAGCUACAACCAUGAUAGAACCGCCAUUUGUCAUAUACGAUCCAAACAACACUUACCCGGAUGAGGCUCACAAUAGCGAUUUUGUUGGAAUCGUAGUCGACAUGAUGAAUUGGAUUGCCAAAGAGAUGCAGUUUACCUACACCAUGUCCGUGCCUCCAGAUAAAAAGUAUGGGUUGGUGAACAAGUCGGGUGAAGGAAACGGAAUGGUCGGCCAAGUAAUGAGAUGUGAAGUUGACCUCAUAGCGGCGGCUAUAGAAAUUAGACAAAGUCGCGCAAAGUAUAUUCAUUUCACAGAGCCUUAUAUCGACGUCGGCAAGAGCUUGCUUGCAUACAAGAACGAACCCGACAAGUCGAAAAUGUGGUCGUUUCUCGAACCGUUCGACGUUUCUACGAGAGCUAUGAUCGUCGGUGUCACCGUCUUCGUCUGCAUUUCCUUUCUCUUGACGAAAAGAUGGAGUCCACAGAUAAAGAACGAGAACACAGAUGAUAUGGAGUCGACCCGUUGGGGCCAAUCGAUGUCUAAGGAAGUCACCAAUUCGCUUUGGAUAUUCUACACUUCAGCCAUGCAGCAGGGCCCGGAAACGAUCCCCUCCCUCUCGGGCAGCGUCCUCGUCGCCGGUUGGUUCUUCUUCUGCCUCGUCAUCGUCGCCACCUACACGGCCAACCUGGCCGCCUUCCUCACGUCAAAAAGUUUCACCACGCAUAUCAACUCGAUUCACGACCUCGCAGCGCAGACAGAAAUAGUAUACGGGACAGUGAGAGACACAUCGAUAGUCGACUUCUUAGAAACUUCCACACUUCCGGUGCACAGACGUCUGUACAAUUUUAUUAGCACAACCGACCACACGUUGGUAGAAACCGCCGAGGAGGCAAUCGAGCGAGUGCACGAACGAACGAAGGGAGAGUUCAUUUUUAUCUGGGAUGAACCGAUUCUCGAGUACAUCGCCUCCAAUCGCCCGUGCAAAAGUCAGGUGAUCGGAAAGAGAUUUAGCAUGCACGCCUACGCUCUGGCAAUGCCCAAAGGGAUGCCGUACGCGGAAAACUUUUCGCUGGCGAUUCUGAAACUGAGGGAGUCCGGGUAUUUUGACGAGCUGACGGACAAGUGGCUGGGAGCGGGCGAGUGCGACUCGUACCGAGCGUCGAUGGAUGAGACCGACGUCAAGCAACUGACGAUUGUCGAUUUGCAGGGAGUGUUCGUUAUUCUAGCCUCCACCGUUGCGUUGGCCGUUGUCGUCGCUGUAGCUAAGCGUAUAGUGUGGAGAGUACGAAGACCAAAGUGUUAUCCGAAACAGAAAAAAGUCUCGUCCGAUGUAAACUCGGUGAAGCUCACGAGUUUGAAAAUAGUUGGAGAUUGUGAAGACGCGGAAACUCCCACGACCGACGUCAGUACCCCGGAUCUACAGACUGUACGACUUGAAGUCGAGACGACUCCGAAUGCGGACAGUAGUACGGCGAAUCUAGAAGGCGAUACACUCGCAGAAAGUGAACAAGAAAAGAAACAGAUCGCGGACAUCGCUACUGACAUGCAUCCAGACUGUGACUAGUGUACUCAACAACUGCAUGGUUUCCAUGCAAAAAUAUACAUAAUAUUAUAUCUGUAUUACUACUGAAUGAUUUCUAGGUAUAUCAUACACGUGAUUAGGUAAUUUGUAUUUGUUUUGUCAACGUCUGUUCACUUUGUAUUAG
Corticium candelabrum is the source of this 2993-nucleotide messenger RNA. RefSeq names its product glutamate receptor 4-like. Gene Ontology annotation, cellular component: plasma membrane. Gene Ontology annotation, molecular function: ligand-gated monoatomic ion channel activity; signaling receptor activity. Gene Ontology annotation, biological process: monoatomic ion transport. The transcript has 13 exons. Lineage: Eukaryota; Metazoa; Porifera; Homoscleromorpha; Homosclerophorida; Plakinidae. Bases 14 to 2851 code for a protein of 945 amino acids. The record is from RefSeq and is a predicted model, not a curated record.